Pomacea canaliculata is the source of this 772-nucleotide messenger RNA. RefSeq lists its product as uncharacterized. Gene Ontology annotation, molecular function: calcium ion binding. Lineage: Eukaryota; Metazoa; Mollusca; Gastropoda; Architaenioglossa; Ampullariidae. The transcript is spliced from 5 exons. The record is from RefSeq and is a predicted model, not a curated record. The coding region runs from base 16 to 489 and encodes 157 amino acids.
CUCACAGGUAUAUAAAUGUCCCUUUUUUCCUGCCACACACCAAUAGAUGCUCAAUCUCAAACAAAAGUACUCUUAAACUGUGUGAUCUGUGUAAGCUCAAAGUUCACGAUGAAGAUUUUCAUCCUUCUUUGUCUCCUGACUGCUGUACUUGGCUACAGCUACAACGACACAAUGAUUGAGGAAGAUUUCCAUGCUUUUGACAAGAACGCUGAUGGCAGCCUCACCCACGACGAAUUUGAGAAUCAAUUAAGAGGGAUGGAUGUAAAUGGUGAUUCGAAGGUUUCCUUUAUAGAGUUUCGCAAAAGUCUUCGUCCUGGAAUAUCCCUAGCUGUAAGCUAUGGCUCUUUCAACAUCUACGACCAACUGGACGGUCAUAAGGACUAUUUCGUGGAUGUCUGGGAUUCGAAAAUGAAUUUCAUUCUCGUCGACCUUGACCGUGAGAGUAGUUUAUUUAGUCUAGAUGGCUUUGUCAUAAAGGUAAAAACCUAGAGAGAUAUGUAUAACUGUCAUGUUCAAAACUAAAGCAAAAUAGGUGUUCUCGAGGUCAUUAAAAAAGUUCCCUACUCAUUGUUAAACCAUAGACGUUAUUCAAACAACUCAACUGCAUUUAUAUUUUCAGAUGACCAAAAAUGGACUUUGGAAGAGUACAAACGCCAUGUUAAACAGAUGAUAGAAAGAUCCAGGCACGACUCUGGAGUUACAGCUUAGUACCAACAGGCUGCGAAAAUGAUUCCUGGAAGAGACAGAAAAUAAAUCUUUAAUUUAAAGCAAA